This is a messenger RNA of Styela clava, 1832 nucleotides long. The record is from RefSeq and is a predicted model, not a curated record. Lineage: Eukaryota; Metazoa; Chordata; Ascidiacea; Stolidobranchia; Styelidae.
UUGGGACAGCUGCUCUACUGGGGUAAGCAAGGCUUGAAAAGAAACUUAAAAGCAGCUUUUGAAUAUUAUGAACAAGCAGCUCAAGAUACCGACGACCCUUCUGCUUUGUAUGAUUAUGGAAUAACUUUGAUGAAGGUAUUACAUUCGCCAAGAAGGUGCAGAAAAUAAGAAGAAAGCUGUUGAAUAUUUCGAACGAUCGAAUGAAUUGAAUAAUGUCGACGCAGCUUAUAAUCUUGGACAUAUGCAUCAAAUCGGAGAUUACCCAGGAGAAAAACGCAACAUGAAAAAAGCUUUCGAACUUUUCUACAAAGCUGCUGCGCGUGGUCAUGUAGAAUCAGCAGUCAGGAUCAGUUACCUAAUGGCUUGUGGAAUUCGUGAUUUUGUACAUCGAGGAAUUCAAAGUGCUUGCUUUUGGGCAAAACCUGUUUCGGAGAUGAGUCCGGUGAUGGGUGAAAUUAUCAGAGAAGCAUUGCAGGCGUUCCGGUCGCAAUCAUGGACAAAAUCGACUCUUCUGUAUCUGGUUGCUGCAGAAACUGGAUUCGAACCGGCGCAAUACAACACGGCAUUCCUGGUUGACGAAGAUCAGAGUAAACUUAUCCGAAAAAAUGUUGGCAGAGAUUGUAUAUGGAGAUUUUACAAUGCAAGUGCACACCAUUACGACCCUCCACCGUAUGCUUUAAAUAAGAUGGGAGACUAUUAUUACUACGGGCAUUCUGGAAAACAAGAUUUAGAAAAGGCAAUUCAAUACUAUGUAGUUGCAACUAAGAUGAGAGAUCCACAGGCUAUUUUCAACAUGGCGUUCAUUCUCGAAAAACAUGGAGAUUCAGUCAGCAACGACACUCUGAAACUUCUCGGAUUGCCCGAUAAAGUUUUGAAGAGAAGAGAAGAUACGAUUGUGGAACUUUAUCAAAUAUGUAGUGAUUUAGGUUCAGAAGUAAACUCCAUGCCGUGUUAUAUGGGAUUGAUUCGGAUGAAGGCUUUAGUUAUGUGGAAAUAUUCUUCGUUUUUAACAAAGGUUGCUGUGACCGUGAUUGUCAUUAUUGCCAGCAGCCUUCUAAUUUUUGCUUCCACGUUUUUACGUCAUCAACGCCAUACUGACAAUCUCGUGCUGACAGAGCAGGGAACAGUUGAAGAUGGAGAUGUAACGAUAAGAACAAGACUUUUACAAGAAGAAAUAAUUGAACACGAAACCUGUCGUAAAGUGUCAAAAAUUAAAGGUAUCGAAGAUUCUGAUGACGCUGAAAGUCGUCUGCGUCGAAAGUCAAAUAAAGAAACAACUGUAGUCGAAAACGGUGGUAGUGAAUUAAUUUGCACUGAAGUUGGGGAAGCCGAUAGCGUUACUCAGUCAAACGAAACUUUAAUAAAAAGAGGAAAAUGUGCGCUUGAAGAAUCUUCCGAGGACGAAAACGAAGAGCAAGACGUUAGUGUUCUAACAGUAAAAGAUCAAAGCAAAGCUAAUGGUGACUUGUUAGAACCCAUUGUGGAAGAUAUUGGCACAUGCACACAGGAUGAUGCUGAAAGUAGGGACAAUAAAAAGGAUCAAUGAUUUGAGCUCAGAUUAUGUGUACUGUGUACUAUGUAUAUUUUAAAACCCUUGCGAAACUGAAAUAGUGCACUAACAUUUCGCGCCUUAUGUACGUUAUAUAAUUCCACAAUUGGUAACUUGUGCUCCUAAUAAAUGUUGUAUAUAUAUGAGAAAUAUAAAGUGAUUGUGGAUAUGUUUCUCUUUUAGUGUAUUUAUUUUUGCUAGCGUUUAGUUUACCAACAAUAAAUCUUCAUUGCCACUGUCUUUAGUCUGAACAAGUGUUGUGUGCGAGCAGGUCAAGGUUCAA